Molecule: messenger RNA, 570 nt
Organism: Arachis duranensis
Lineage: Eukaryota; Viridiplantae; Streptophyta; Magnoliopsida; Fabales; Fabaceae
Exons: 2
Coding region: 1-570 (189 amino acids)
Molecular function (GO): zinc ion binding
Source: RefSeq, a predicted model, not a curated record
AUGGCUAACCAUAAACGGAUCUUAAGUUCAUAUACUGGAAAAUUGACACCAGCUCAACAGAAGAGGGUAGACAAGUUUAUCAAGCCUGGAAGUCACAAAUGGACAGCUCAGUGGUCUGGAGAUAAUAACAGAAUCUUAUUUGAAAUCACAAGAGGAAAACAGAAACUAGAAGUGAAUCUACAACAGCAUACUUGCACCUGCAACAUGUGGCAGCUUUCAGGUAUGCUAUGUGUGUAUGCUGUUGCUGCCAUAUCUAAACUUAGGGUUAGAACUGCUGAGGAUUUUGUUAGUCCACUACUAACAAUGGAUGCUGUUAGGGCCACUUAUAAUGUGUGUGUGAAACCAGUAAAUAGUGAAGAGUUUUGGAAAGAAGCAAGUCAACCAAAGCCUGAUCCACCUAGAAUAACAAGACCAGUUGGACGUCCGAAAAAACGAAGGUCAGAUGCAGCUCACCCACCACCACAACCUAAUGGUGACAAGGUUAGGAGUACUUUUCAAGUUACGUGUAACAAAUGCGGGAAAAAGGGGGCAUUAUUGCAAGACUUGCAAGGGAGCACCUUCAAGACCUGA